CCCACUCACUCGUGGAGCCCCUCAGGAAAGCGGGGAGGGGGGCAGGGGGCAGGGAGAAAGAGAAGGCGCGCGCGCGUGGCCGAGCCUCGCUUCAGCGGACCAUGGCGCCCAGCGGCGAUGUAAUGGGGGCGGCCGAAGACCUGGCCGAUCAGUUCCUGCGUGUGACAAAGCACUACCUACCUCAUCUGGCUCACCUCUGCCUGAUUAGCACCUUCUUGGAGGAUGGCAUCAGGAUGUGGUUCCAGUGGAAUGAACAACGAGACUACAUCAACAUGUCAUGGGGAAGCGGUGCACUCUUAGCCACACUUUUUGUAUUAAUCAACAUGUGUGGGCAGCUAGCUGGGUGUGUGCUUGUUCUCGCCAGAAAGUUUGUCCCUUACGCAUGCUUUGGCCUGUUUGGAAUCAUUUUCAUGCAGACAAUUGCCUACAGUAUUUUAUGGGACCUCAAGUUCUUGAUGAGGAAUUUGGCUCUCGGAGGUGGACUGCUCCUGCUACUUGCAGAAUCUCGUUCUGAGGGGAAGUCCAUGUUUGCUGGAGUCCCUACCAUGGACGAUAUCUCACCACGGCAGUACAUGCAGCUUGGUGGGCGCUUGCUCCUGGUUCUCAUGUUCAUGACGCUCCUUCACUUCGAAAUUGGCGCCUUCACUAUUUUCCAGGACAUCUUUGGCAUGGCGCUUAUCAUUUUGGUAGCCGUUGGCUUCAAGACCAAGCUUGCUGCUCUUACCCUAGUCAUCUGGCUUUUCAUCAUCAACCUGAUCCAGAAUGCCUUCUGGAGCGUCCCCACUUACAGGCCUCUCCACGAUUUUCUCAAAUAUGACUUUUUCCAGACUAUGUCUGUCAUAGGUGGCCUGCUGCUUGUUGUGGCUUUGGGACCUGGGGGGGUUUCCAUGGAUGAACACAAGAAAAAGUGGUAAAGAUGGACUCUAAACAGAGCUCAGUGUGUGGGCGGGAAAGGGAGGGGAGGGAGGGAAGGGGACAAAGUACAGCUUUUACAAACCUGUGUAGAAUUUUCUUCUCCCUUGAUUGAUUCUCUUGCGGUUUAUCAUAGUUCACGGUUGCCUUAUCAGGGUAGAAAAGCCUUUGCCUUCUAUCCUGUUUGAGACAUGUAAAUUAAAGUCAAAUUAUAUAUAUAUAUGUAUGUAUGUAUAUUGAUUUACUGAACUUUUAUACUUAUCCUUUGAGACCCCGUGGUUUUCUGGGGCACUGUGACAUAUUGCCUUGUGAGAGGCCAGGAUUAAAAAGUGGUUUUCUGGUAGAGUAUGCAGGAGUAUUCUAGGUAAUGAGGUAGUCCCAUUGCCAGAUUCGCUCUGCCUAAUGUCUAGAAAUCAAAACCUAUGCUGGGUUUCUAAGGUCCACAAGUGUUUGUGAUUAUAAAGUAUUUCCACCACUUUUCUCCUCUAACCUCUUCGCGCGCACACACACAGACACACACACACACUAGCCUGGACACCUCUUAGUAGAACUCAGGGUGUACACAUGGUGCAGUUUUUGCCUCUCUACCAAGCUGGGACUUGCUGGAACAGAUGAAGCCUGAAUUGCCCUGGAAGUAACACAAUGGCAGAACCUCCCAACACCUAGACAUGAGCAUAAAUGUUGGAAGAAUCUGGAAGGGAAAGACUGCUCUAAGGUAGGUUUGGGGAACAUUUGGCCCUCAUGUUGCUGAACUACACCUCCCAGUAUCCAUGGCUACUUGUCAUGUUAGCUGAGGCUGCUGGGAGGUAUAGUUCAGCAGUAUCAAAACAGCCAUAGGUUCCCUACACCUGCUCUGAGGACAAAGAGUGCCUUUCAGGAUGUUCUUCAAGACGAAGUAUCCAACUUAGGGGAGGAAUAGGAGAAGCAAUGGAUUUAAACCAAGGUGAGGAACCUGUUUGGGGCUGAGGCAUUAACCCAGUUGAAAGCUCUCAAGGGCUGCAUUCUGGUAGUGGGCAAGCCCAGAACUAUACAAACAAAAGGUUUUUUCUCAUGAGAAAAGCGACAUAUAUUGAAGUCUCAGUAACUCCACUCUAGGUUCACUUCCAAUUUCCUAGAUUUCUUUUGGGACAAAGUAUGUAUUUUCAAAAAAAGCUCCUGCAAGUGUGAAAGGCAAAAAGAGCUUGAUAAUCACAGCAGAAGAAUGCAACAGUCAGUACACACUGAAUGAAAAGCUGCCUUACAGCUAUUCAGCCUCAAAUACAAAAUGCAUAGACACAAAAUAGCAAGGAAAGAAGUUUGAGCUUUGCUGAUGCAUUUUCCUCUGCUUUGAAGAGGGAGGAAAAUACAAAAGCCCUUUGUAUUAUAAGUGUGACUGAAGUUUUUCUUACUUCCUGCAGCAGAUCUGCUUGCAGAAGAAGGAGCUAUUGCACUCGAGAUCUGUUGGUGCAUUUUAAUAUUGAAAUAAACCGAUUAGUCACGUCUCUU
Molecule: messenger RNA, 2397 nt
Organism: Zootoca vivipara (common lizard)
Lineage: Eukaryota; Metazoa; Chordata; Lepidosauria; Squamata; Lacertidae
Product: surfeit locus protein 4
Biological process (GO): Golgi organization
Cellular component (GO): membrane; endoplasmic reticulum; endoplasmic reticulum-Golgi intermediate compartment
Source: RefSeq, a predicted model, not a curated record